AUUACAACCUAAUUUGAUCAGUUCUUCACAAGACCUCGAUGGCAAUGUUUUGUUAAACAAAUAUUCUUUACCUAAUUUGGCCAGUUUUUCACAAGAAUUUGAUGACAAUAUUUCAUUAAAUAAGAAUUUUUUAUCAAAUUCGGUCAAUUCUUUACAAGUCCUCGAUGAUGAUAUUUUGUCAGACGAAAAUAGCUUCACUAUUGAUUCCUCUGGUGAUGACGAAGAAUUUCAGUCAGUUGAUGAGAAAUCUUCUUCAGAUGAACUAUUGUUAAAUGAUAAUGAAUCGUUUGCGACACCUGAAUAU
Messenger RNA from Funneliformis caledonium, 304 nucleotides. NCBI's taxonomy places the organism in Eukaryota, Fungi, Glomeromycota, Glomeromycetes, Glomerales, Glomeraceae. The record is from the annotation of a GenBank genome assembly.